Molecule: messenger RNA, 670 nt
Organism: Schistocerca americana (American grasshopper)
Lineage: Eukaryota; Metazoa; Arthropoda; Insecta; Orthoptera; Acrididae
Exons: 4
Coding region: 6-605 (199 amino acids)
Source: RefSeq, a predicted model, not a curated record
GCGACAUGGCCCGCAUGAGGCUCUUCAGCCGCAGCGCGCGCGGCAUCACGGUUUCGUUGCUGGUGAAGAGAGCUGACCAAACUGCCGCACGUGUCUCAGUAGCUUUGCCUGACACAAAGCCACACAAGCGUUGCUCGAAGAGGGUGGCGUCGCUUCACGAACAGUGUCAGGCGACCGUUGUCGAUGCGAGGAGCGCCCUGCAGCUGUGCGUGUGCCCGGUGUGCGGUGCAGAUGGCGCGGACUCGCUGUCGGCGCUGUACUGCGGCGGCCCUCUGUGGACCCGCCUGACGGCCGAGGUGUGCCACCACCGCUGCCGGCCGCAGCGCCUGGCCCAGCUGCUGUCCGCGCUGCCACGCAGCCUCAAACUCAGCCUCAACCUCGAGCCGGACUCUGACCUCGACCUCAACUUGGACCAGCAGCUGGACCGCGAGCUGGGGCUGCGUCUGGCGGGUGCCACCAAGGCUGGGCUGGAGGCCCGUGGCACCAAGAGGGAGGCCUCCCCCACCAAGAAUCCAUUAAUAGGAAUGCUGGAAGAUGAAGAUGAUCUGCAACCCAUCAAGAUACCUCAACUGGAUCCAUCAUUAUUUAAGCCGCUUCCAGACUAACGCAACAUCACACAGUCUUACUGUGGUAUAAUGUAUCGAAUUUUUAAUAACUAGGCAGUGCCAUA